AUGUUUCCCUUCUGCGCCUGCAAGUUGACUUUUGAGUCGACUCAAAAGUCAACCCAAUCGAGCAGAGGAGAUAUCAGUGUCUCAGUGUCUCAGCCCAUUGCUAGCAUGCACCCCUGGGUGAUGGUGAAGGUGCCACAGGGAGCAGAGCAGGUGCCAGCGUCUCAGCCCAAUGCUGGCAGCGUGGGCGGCAGGAACCAGAGGCACCGCAUGCUGCAGCGCCAGCUGUUCGUCAAGGAGCAGUGGCAGAAAGUGAAGGAGCAGAAGAAGGAGGCUUUGAAGCGAAGAGAUGAGGAGAGGCGGGCGAGAUGGAAGGCUGGCGCUGCAAGAGCAAGGGAGUGGCGGGAGAGGCAACUAGCAGCAGCAGCAGGAGGAGGGGGAGGGGAAGGGGUGGGAGCUACCGUGUAA
This is a messenger RNA of Closterium sp. NIES-65, 405 nucleotides long. The record is from the annotation of a GenBank genome assembly. NCBI's taxonomy places the organism in Eukaryota, Viridiplantae, Streptophyta, Zygnematophyceae, Desmidiales, Closteriaceae.